Parasteatoda tepidariorum (common house spider) is the source of this 942-nucleotide messenger RNA. The record is from RefSeq and is a predicted model, not a curated record. Lineage: Eukaryota; Metazoa; Arthropoda; Arachnida; Araneae; Theridiidae.
AUAUUUUAGACUGGAGAAUUCAUUUCACGGAUAGUUUAUAUUUAUGAUAUGGUUGGAAUGACAAUUGCAAAAGCGACGCACAAAAAAAGUCUGGAAAUAGUAAUGGAAUGGAUCACUAUGUUUCAAAACAACUUCCCAGAACGUAUGAAAACAGUAUACGUAAUCAACGCCCCCUCGUAUUUUUCAGUCUUGUUUGCUAUUGUGAAGAUAGUUAUUUCAUCUGACCUCUUAAAAAAAAUUCAGAUUGUUGGACCAGAGAAAGUAAAGGAGACGUUAUUGGAGACAAUAGAUGCCGAUGUCUUGCCAGCAUUCCUUGGGGGAAAUAGAACCGACCCGGAUGGUGAUCCUCUCUGUAAAACAUUUAUAUGCCAUGGAGGUACAAUACCGACUCAAUACUAUCUCUCCAAGAAAUCAAUUAAGCAGGAAGAUAACGUAGAAUACCUUUGUGUAUUGAGAAACUCGCAAGUCGAAAUCGUAGUAAAUGUUGAAGUGCCAGGCUCCGCUUUGAUGUGGGAAUUCGAAACAACUAACAAAGACAUCGGAUUUGGAGUUUAUUUUCAAACUGAUGCUGGCGAGUUCAUUGAAUUGAUUUGUAAGAAAAGGAUUGAAACUACCUGGGCGCCAGAAAUGGGAUUGCAUGCUUGCGAAAAAUCUGGUUCUUACGUUCUUAUUUUUGACAACACUUACAGCUGGUUUUAUACGAAAGAGAUAUAUUACAGGAUAAAAAUUAUUCUACCAACCACAGAAUGAGAAAGACAAUAACAGAUAUAGGUUACAUGAAAAAAUUUAACCUACUUUUUCAUUUUUUCGUCUGCUCACAAUUCGGUCCAAGCCAUUAAAAGCUCCAGAUGCCACGAACAAUAUAUUUGUAGUAUCCACAACCACUGAUUCACCUCGCAGCUUUCUAGAAUUUCUCUCAGGUACAUUAACAAGAGCACCUUC